GAUGACGUUCAACCGUCACAUUACGUCUACGUACGCGUGUUAAAAAAAAUAAUCUUCAAUUUCAAUCCUCCGACAACGAAACAACAACGUAAAAAAUGAUGAAGAUAACUAUCACAUUAGCCGUGUUCUUGGUGGCCGUGGCGAACUCCGCACCGUACGUGCCGGUCGUGCCGGUCGUUCCCGUAUCCGUUCACCACCCGGCCGCCGUCGUCCACUCAUCGUCCGUAGUCCAAUCUCACCCCUCACCCGCCAUUACGCGUACGGUCGCAGUGCCAGCCGCCGUCGCUCACCCCGUGUACGUCCGUCCGGCCGUAUCCAUCCACCCGGUCGCCGUCCACCCAGCAGUCGCCGUCCACCCUGCUGUCGUCCACCCUGUCUUGCCCGUCCACAGCGUUGUGCACUACUAACAGCAGCCGUUCAAACUGUCCAUUCAAUAGACAAUUUGUUCGUCUAUACACGUCGCCCGCAAACGCAUCAACGCAGUGCUUUAUACACGUCCGGCGAAAAUGUAUUAUUUAUUCUCGAAAAAACAUGAUAUUGUAAUUUAUUGUUAAAAUCUUUUCGCAUUCGAUCGAUUCGAUAUUAUUACAAAUAUACUACUGUGACGAUAUUAA
Messenger RNA from Sipha flava (yellow sugarcane aphid), 614 nucleotides. RefSeq lists its product as uncharacterized. NCBI's taxonomy places the organism in Eukaryota, Metazoa, Arthropoda, Insecta, Hemiptera, Aphididae. Bases 96 to 407 code for a protein of 103 amino acids. The transcript has 2 exons. The record is from RefSeq and is a predicted model, not a curated record.